This is a messenger RNA of Trypanosoma theileri, 390 nucleotides long. RefSeq lists its product as uncharacterized. Bases 1 to 390 code for a protein of 129 amino acids. The record is from RefSeq and is a predicted model, not a curated record. NCBI's taxonomy places the organism in Eukaryota, Euglenozoa, Kinetoplastea, Trypanosomatida, Trypanosomatidae. The transcript has a single exon.
AUGCACAACAGUAAAACCGUUGUUGUGCGCACUAAUGUAGUCCCUGAGGAGGAAGAAGAAGAGACGCUCGCUGUUUUUGACAAAUCAAAGGCUUUAGCACAUCCCUCACCAGUUGUUCCUGCUGUUACUGCUGCGGACAGCGAUGAUGAAUUCUCGAUACCGUAUAUUGCCCACGCAAGCACAUCAACACAUGUGGCCUCUGUGCGGUCAGUGUCGUUAAAGCGUCCGCGCAGCAGCAACAACGAUGUGGAGGAGACCGUCGGGACAAACCUUGACACAGAGAUGACCACAGCAUUGCCAGACGACACAGAUCAUCCACAGGAUCGAGCUGCGUAUGCAGAAUGGAAAAAGCGUGAUGGAGCACGGCAGAAGCAAUUGUUACAGAUAUGA